Callorhinus ursinus (northern fur seal) is the source of this 809-nucleotide messenger RNA. The record is from RefSeq and is a predicted model, not a curated record. Lineage: Eukaryota; Metazoa; Chordata; Mammalia; Carnivora; Otariidae.
ACUGCCCAAGUCACUGUGGAAUCGGUGCCGCCCAGUGUUGCCGAAGGGAAGAAUGUUCUUCUGAGGGUCCACAAUCUGCCUGGGGAUUCUCUAGGCUAUGGCUGGUUCCGAGGGGAAACUGCAGAGCCCAGCCUUCAAAUCGUAUCAUAUGUAGUAGACACACAAAAUACUAUGGCAGGGUCUGCACACAGCGGCAGAGAGACAAUAUACCCCAACGGAUCCCUGCUGUUCCAGAACAUCACCCUGAAUGACACAGGAUACUACACCGUACAAAUCACAAAGAGAAAUUUUCAAGUUGAACAAGUAACAGGACAGUGGUGCAUAUUCCCGGAGUUACCCAAACCCAGCAUCGCAAGCAACAACUCCAACCCCGUGGAGAAUGUGGAUUCUGUUGUAAUAAUGUGUGGACCUCAGACAGACAUAAGGUACCUGUGGUCAGUAAACAAUGAGAGCCUCCUGGCCAGCGCCAACCUGGAGCUUUCCCUGGACAACAGGACUCUCGCUAUACACGGUGUCACAAGAAAUGACGCAGGAACCUAUGAGUGUGAAACUCCGAACCCAGGGAGUACUGGUUGUAGUGACCCGUUCACCCUGAAUGUUCUCUGUGAGUAACUUCCCUUCCUACCUGGCCCGGGCUGCCAGCCCAAAUCCACAUGCCGGGGGCCAGGCCCAUCCAUCCUUCUGGGGUCCGAGUCCAUGACUCUCAGCUGGACCCCCAGGCUGGCCAUUGCUUCUUGUCCCAGGCCAACCUGGGCAGACCCAGCCUAAGCCAAGACUGGGAGGGGAUGGGCUGUUCCUCCCUGAGAGGG